AUGCAUGUCCAUCUUCGUGAUGGUAAAAUGAUGGACUUGGUUACUCCUACUGUCAAGCAAGGUGGUGUUUCUGUUUGUUACGUGAUGCCCAAUUUGGUCCCACCAAUUACCACUAUUGAACAAGUAAUUGAAUAUAAAAAGCAAUUGGAAUCUCUUAGUCCUUCAACUACGUUCUUGAUGAGCUUCUAUUUGAGUAAGGAUUUGUCUCCGGAACUUGUGGCUCAAGCUGCUGAUAAGAAAGCAAUCACCGGUAUCAAAUGUUAUCCUGCUGGUGUGACAACCAAUAGCAGUGCAGGCGUUGAUCCUAAUGAUUUUACCCCCUUUUAUCCUAUUUUUGAGGUAAUGCAACUGAAAGGUUUGGUAUUGAAUUUACACGGAGAGAAACCUCCAAGUGAUAAUGAUGACAUUCAUGUUUUAAAUGCAGAGAUUAAGUUCUUACCUGCUUUAAUUAAGUUACAUAAAGAUUUCCCUAAGUUGAAGAUCAUCUUGGAGCAUUGCACCACCAAAGAAGCCAUUCAAACUAUUAGAGAUAUCAAUAAGGGUAAAUCAUCAUCUGAAGACAUUACCGUGGGCGCUACAAUCACCGCCCAUCACUUAUGGUUAAUCAUUGAUAAUUGGGCUGGGAACCCAAUUAACUUUUGUAAACCAGUAGCUAAAUUACCUCAAGACAGAUCUGCAUUGGUGGAAGCAGCUACCAGUGGACAACCAUGGUUUUUCUUUGGAAGUGAUAGUGCUCCUCACCCCAUUGAAACGAAAUCAAGACAUGAAGGGUGUUGUGCCGGAGUUUAUACCCAACUGCAUGCCAUUGCUUAUGUUGCUGAAGUUUUUGACAAGCAUGGGAAAUUGGAGAACUUGAAGAAGUUUGUUAGCACAAAUCCUUUAGCAUUUUACCAAGUUGUGGAUGAGCAAAUUAAAUCCAAAGAUACAGUGAAGCUUGUGAAGAAUGUUAAUGAGAUUCCAAAGGUAUUAGGUAAUAGUGGAGAAAUUAAUGUGGUACCAUUCAAAGCAGGACAAUCUUUAAAUUGGAGUGUCGAAUGGAAUUAA
Lizanozyma spartinae is the source of this 1044-nucleotide messenger RNA. RefSeq names its product dihydroorotase (gene URA4). The coding region runs from base 1 to 1044 and encodes 347 amino acids. NCBI's taxonomy places the organism in Eukaryota, Fungi, Ascomycota, Pichiomycetes, Serinales, Debaryomycetaceae. The transcript has a single exon. Gene Ontology annotation, molecular function: dihydroorotase activity. Gene Ontology annotation, cellular component: cytoplasm. Gene Ontology annotation, biological process: pyrimidine nucleotide biosynthetic process; 'de novo' pyrimidine nucleobase biosynthetic process. The record is from RefSeq and is a predicted model, not a curated record.